This is a messenger RNA of Gadus macrocephalus (Pacific cod), 767 nucleotides long. RefSeq names its product lysozyme g-like. The transcript has 5 exons. Gene Ontology annotation, molecular function: lysozyme activity. NCBI's taxonomy places the organism in Eukaryota, Metazoa, Chordata, Actinopteri, Gadiformes, Gadidae. Bases 159 to 710 code for a protein of 183 amino acids. Gene Ontology annotation, cellular component: extracellular region. The record is from RefSeq and is a predicted model, not a curated record. Gene Ontology annotation, biological process: peptidoglycan catabolic process; defense response to Gram-positive bacterium.
ACAUGUGACGGCUGUCUUUGACUAAGAGUGAAACCAAAACUAGGCUAUUUGAAAAAAACAAAAACGAGCCUAUUUAAUCGCCGUAGCCGAGAGAAAGAAGCAGAAACACCCAAGACGUCUCUACUUCUGCUGCAAGAAACUCUCGAUAGAUAUCCAACAUGGGGUACGGAGACAUCAUGAGGGUAGAAACAUCUGGAGCGUCCAACAAGACCGCCGGAGCUGACGGGCUGACAGGUGGUGUACAGGCAUCGCGAAAAAUGGCCAACCAUGAUUUGGCUUGUAUGAGAACAUAUAAGACCAUCAUUGGGAACGUGGGGCGCAGACGUAAUGUGGACCCAGCUCUCAUCGCUGCCAUCAUCUCCAGAGAAACCCGGGGUGGUGCCGCCAUCUCCGGCACCAAUGGUUGGGGGGACAAUGGUAAUGGCUUUGGACUGAUGCAGGUUGAUAAGAAUUGGCACCAACCAAGAGGAGCCUGGAACAGUGAGACGCACCUGGACCAAGCCACUGAGAUCCUGGUUGAUAUGAUUAGCGUUGUCCGGGGGAAGUCCCCCGGUUGGAGCCCGGAACAGCACCUGAAGGGAGCGAUCGCGGCCUACAACAUGGGAGAACGUGUCCUAGAAUAUGCCGAUGUGGACCAUCUUACCACAGGCAACGACUACUCCUCUGAUGUCGUUGCCAGAGCCCAGUUUUACAAACGAAACGGGUUUUAGAGAAAUCCCACUUGAGCAGCCCAAAAGUUCUGUAUCAAAUAAAUGAUUAUAAUCAUG